Molecule: messenger RNA, 816 nt
Organism: Aspergillus affinis
Lineage: Eukaryota; Fungi; Ascomycota; Eurotiomycetes; Eurotiales; Aspergillaceae
Exons: 2
Coding region: 1-816 (271 amino acids)
Source: RefSeq, a predicted model, not a curated record
AUGGACUUCCACGACCCCUUCUCCGGCCAACACCACCAUAAUUACCACACCACCCUCUUCAACCCACCUGACCCCAGCGCCAAUAACGACUUCACCUACGACUUCAAAGUCCGCGGAACCGAUCGGCACCACCGCCGUGGACACCAGAUUCGUCACCACGAGGAUCCUGCAUAUCGCACCGUGCCGAAGAUUCAUCGUGUUGAUCCCCGUGGGAAGAAGGAGGAGGGUGGCGAGGCGGCGGAUCCCGUACAUGAUAUUGUGCUGGGCCCGACGGAUACUUUAUUUCCCAGGAUCGACGGAUCCCAAAACAGCAAGGAAAAGCAGCACGCUCAAGACAGAAAGAUGACAAACGGUAUCACGAUGGCUAUGGACUCUGCCAUCACAGAUAAGGCGGGAAAAGAAAAAACCAAGAACCAGGAUGGCCAGGAGGGUAAGCAGGAUAAGAUAUACGUCCGAGGAAUGGGAAACGAUGAAGUUGCGAAUGAUGGUGUUGGACAGAACAGCAACGACAAGACGCAGCGACAAGAGAUAGAGGAAGAUACGGAAGAUCUACAGAAACGGCAGGAUCAAGCGACAGAGCGCCAGAGACUGGAUGAUGAAAUAACAGAGAUAAAAAGAAUGCCGACAGAUCCUGCGAAAAAUUCGAAAUCCAAGGCAGAAACAACGUCUAAGGUGAACGUGACGACGAAGGAGGUGCCAGAGACGAAGGAGGCGGAGGAAACCAAGGAGACCACGAAGGCAAAGUCGAAGCCCAGGAUUAUGAUGACGCGGAUCAAGGCAAGGUUCAUGAAGACGGUAGAGGAGCUGAGGAAGUGA